Archocentrus centrarchus (flier cichlid) is the source of this 3221-nucleotide messenger RNA. RefSeq names its product hydroperoxide isomerase ALOXE3-like. Gene Ontology annotation, biological process: lipid oxidation. Gene Ontology annotation, molecular function: oxidoreductase activity, acting on single donors with incorporation of molecular oxygen, incorporation of two atoms of oxygen; protein binding; iron ion binding. Lineage: Eukaryota; Metazoa; Chordata; Actinopteri; Cichliformes; Cichlidae. The transcript is spliced from 16 exons. Bases 167 to 2242 code for a protein of 691 amino acids. The record is from RefSeq and is a predicted model, not a curated record.
UAAAUAGUGGUCUUGAUGAGAUCAUUAGGAACAGGUGAAUCGCCAGGUGGAAGAGUGCCCAGAGGACAGAGACCAGAACUGUGCCCACCCGCUGAACCACCAUCCAUGAGACAACACAAGAGAGGACAGAGAGAACAAGAACUGGAUUUUUCUACAUUCAGACAAAAUGGUGAAAACGAUGAACUAUGAAGUCACCCUGUUCACUGGACAUUUGGCCUUUGCCUCCACAUUCAACGCUGUCUACAUUAAGCUGGUUGGCACAAAAGGAAAGAGCAAACGCACACAUCUCCUGAGCUUGGAACCAUCCUUCUUCAAAGGAGGCGUGUCACGCUUUAAUGUGUCCUGCCCAACCUCCCUUGGAAAGCUGGUGCUGAUAGAGUUAGACAAACAGAUUUAUUUUUUCAAGGACUCCUGGUAUCCUGCUAAAGCGGAAGUGAAAUCCCCUGAAGAAGAAACCUACCACUUUCCCAUCUACCAGUGGAUCACUGACAGUGAGGUGCACUACUUCAGAGAGGGAAGAGCUCUCCUAAUCUUUGAAGAUGACAGCAAUCUUUUUGGUGGAUACAGUCGGCAGCAGGAGCUUAAGCAGCGACAGAAAAUCUUUCAUAGCGCCGACUGCAGAUUGACUGCUCUCCAGACUCUUGAAUCCCUCACCUGUCUUUCUCCCAGAUGGGAUGUGUAUGAGAAGGGGGUACCCCACUGCAUUAAGGCAGACAGCCUUGAUUCUCUACCCUACGAUGUCCACUUCUCUGUGACCAAGACCGCAGAGAUGAGAUACACUGCAGUCACAGGACUGCUAGAGUUGGAACUGAUUGAACUGGCUGAGUGUAAGAGCAGCUGGACUCGCAUCAGUGACAUCAGUCACCUUUUAUCUGCUCAUCGGACUCAAGUAUUAGACUUUGUUCAGAAACACUGGAAGGAAGACUCUUUUUUUGGCUACCAGUUUCUAAAUGGUGUCAACCCCACGUUGAUCCGAUGUUGUAGAGCACUGCCUGAGAACUUUCCUGUCACUGGGGACAUGCUGUCUCUCUAUGGUCAGCAUAGUUUGGCAGAUGAAAUGAAGAAUGGCAACAUCUUCCUGUGUGACUACAAGCUUUUGGAUGGAGUGCAAUCAAACACCAUCAAAGGAAAGAAGCAGUACUUGAUGGCUCCUCUCAUUCUGCUCCAGAAGACCCCUGAUGGUAGGCUAAUGCCAAUUGCUAUUCAGCUAAAGCAGAAACCAGCAAAGGACAACCCAAUCUUUGUUCCUACUGACUCUGAGACCGACUGGCUGAUGGCAAAGAUCUUUGUGAGAAGUGCAGAUUUCAACUUCUUUGAAGUCAAUGCUCACCUGCUGCGCACUCACCUGCUGGCUGAGGUUUUUACAGUGUCAGUGUUGCGCAACUUGCCCAUGGUGCAUCCUCUGUACAAGCUUCUCAUACCUCACACUCGUUACACUCUGAACAUCAACUUCUUGGCUCGGCAACUUCUGAUAUCCAAGACUGGAGUUUUGACUCGGUUUGCAGCUUCCGGUGGAAAAGGUGUAGUCACAAUCCUGCAGAAAGCGCUGUCCUCACUGACCUACAGCUCCCUCUGUAUCCCAGAUGAUAUCGCUGAGCGUGGGCUGAAUGAUGUACCAAACUUCUACUACAGGGAUGAUGGACUGAAGCUCUGGGAGAUCAUCCACAGGUUUGUGAAGGAAAUUCUCAGCUAUUACUACAAGACUGAUGAUGACGUCCAGAAAGACUGUGAACUGCAGAAGUGGAUUCAGGACAUCUAUGAACAUGGAUUCCUUUCACAAGCAAGCACAGGAAUUCCACAGAAAUUCACCACUGUGGCUGAAAUGGUCAAGUUUGUUACCAUGGUGAUCUUCACCUGCUCUGCCCAGCACUCAGCUGUCAACUCUGGACAGUACGACUUUGGUGCAUGGAUGCCCAAUAGUCCUGUCACCCUGCAGCUUCCCCCGCCAACCAAAAAAGGGAAAACAAGUGAGAAACAGAUGCUGGACACAUUCCCCAGCAUCAAUACAACAGUUCAUGGCAUGGCCGUCAUGUGGCUGCUCAGCAAGCAGUCCUCUGACUCUGUCUUUCUUGGCCAGUACCCACAGGAGCAUUUCACUGAGGAGUUUCCCCUCCAGAAGAUCAAGUAUUUUCAAGAAGAGCUCAAAAACCUGAGUGCAGAGAUCAAAGCCAGAAAUGAGAGUUUGGACCUGCCGUACACAUAUUUGGAUCCUGAGAUGGUUGAAAACAGUGUUUCCAUUUAAAUAUUGGAAGCUUUUGUUUACCAGCAGGAUCUAAUAUAUGUGGUCUUGAUAAAUUUGUAAAUUGGAGCAGUUUCAGUCACGUUGUCACAGCUUUGAGACAGUGAUACAACCAUACACAACAGGAAGUUCCUCCAUUAUCAUACACUUUCCUCUUCAGCUGAAUGUAAAUCCAUUUAUGGCAUCAUUAUUGUUGUGUGCCUGAGCAUGCAGGUGUGCUACAUCUGAACUGUAGGUGCGCUUCCCUUUUCUGUGAAGCACAAGAACAACAAUAUGUACUUAAUAGGCAACCUCUUAAUGCUGGAUAUUUUUGAUCAUACUAGUCAGAAGCAGGCUUCAUAUUAUGCCUCUUAAUACUGUGCAGGAUUAUACUGUAGCAUGGUUAAACAUGUGAUUAACAAAGAAUUAAUACUCAUGUAAAUUUACUGUAAAAGCUGCAUGUAAGCCUGUGACUUGUCCAAAAUGCCCCCUGCCCUAUGACCUGGAAUAGGCCCCAGGCCCCUGUGACACAGAACUUAUGGAGAGGGAGAGAAAAAAUAUGAAAUGAUGGUAAAUUUUUGCUAAAGUUCACAUUAGGAGAAAUGCAUAAAGGAUCUUUUGGGGAGUGAAAUCUCAGCAGAGGGCUGCUGAGCUGAUCAAUAAUCUAGUUUACUGUCUGCAUCUUUAAGGUGGAUUCACUUCAAUUGUGUGUUCAUGCAAUAUUAUCAGAAAUAUGGAAACAGACAAAAUGAUUCUUUCUGUUUAAAGCAGUUCUCAGAGGUCAGUGAUUCCUUUGGACUUUAGUCAUGUCACUGUAUUUACUGUGAAUAUCACUUGUUGGUCUGAGUGUUUUUAUGAGUUCAAAGUAUAAAUUAAUAAUAAAUUAGAGAGCUUUAUCAAAGCUGUAGCUACUUUAUCCAUCCACUGGGUGGAGACAUGACUCUUCAUUAGGAAGAGCUGAAGAGCAACUGGGAAAAAUGGCUGUGAAUGACUUCAGUGACAG